Molecule: messenger RNA, 2354 nt
Organism: Orycteropus afer afer
Lineage: Eukaryota; Metazoa; Chordata; Mammalia; Tubulidentata; Orycteropodidae
Source: RefSeq, a predicted model, not a curated record
GUCACAUCCGGGCGGUGAGUGAGUUCCGGUAUUUCAGGGCGGAGCAGGCGGAAGUAGGAGCGAGGAGCGGCUGCAAAGCCGAGCGGAGGAGGCAGGAACUCGAGCGUGAGCAAAAGCUGGGUGGGCACCAUGGCCGGGAUCACCACCAUCGAGGCGGUGAAGCGCAAGAUCCAGGUUCUGCAGCAGCAGGCAGAUGAUGCAGAGGAGAGGGCUGAGCGCCUGCAGCGGGAAGUGGAGGGGGAAAGGCGGGCCCGGGAACAGGCUGAGGCUGAGGUGGCCUCCUUGAAUCGUCGGAUCCAGCUGGUUGAAGAGGAGCUGGACCGCGCUCAGGAGCGCCUGGCCACUGCCCUGCAAAAGCUGGAGGAGGCAGAGAAAGCUGCUGAUGAGAGUGAGAGAGGUAUGAAGGUUAUUGAAAACCGGGCCUUAAAAGAUGAAGAAAAGAUGGAACUCCAGGAAAUCCAGCUCAAAGAGGCUAAGCAUAUUGCAGAAGAGGCAGACCGGAAGUACGAGGAGGUGGCUCGUAAGUUGGUGAUUAUUGAAGGAGACUUGGAACGUACAGAGGAACGAGCUGAGCUGGCAGAGUCCCGUUGCCGAGAGAUGGAUGAGCAGAUCAGACUGAUGGACCAGAACCUGAAGUGUCUGAGUGCUGCUGAAGAAAAGUACUCUCAAAAAGAAGACAAAUAUGAGGAAGAAAUAAAGAUUCUUACUGAUAAACUCAAGGAGGCAGAGACCCGUGCUGAGUUUGCUGAGAGAUCGGUAGCCAAGCUGGAAAAGACAAUUGAUGAUUUGGAAGAUGAACUCUAUGCCCAGAAACUGAAGUACAAGGCCAUUAGCGAGGAGCUGGACCACGCCCUCAAUGACAUGACCUCUAUAUAAACUGAAAUGCACCAAAGAGGAGCACCUCUGUACACAAAGGAUGCUGGACCAGACUCUGCUUGACCUGAAUGAGAUGUAGAACACCCCAGUCCCGCCCUGCGGCUGCUCCUCCCCUUGACCCCGACUCCGCCUGAGGCCAGCCUGCCCGAAGCUGACCUUUAAACUGAGGGCUGAUCUUUAACUGGAAGGCUGCUUUCUCCUCUCGCUAUCUACCCUCCAUUCUUUCCCCAUCAUAUCUUUUUUUUUUCCUGCCAACUAUCUCUGCCUCUCCCCAGAGAUUCCAGCUGGGCUAGGGGCUGAGCAUCUUUGGGAACAACAUUUAAGGGAACGUGAGCACAGUGCAAGUGUCUUUAAAAGCAUGUUGUGAUGUACACAUUUUGUAAUUACCUUUGUUGUUGUAGCAGCCAUUUGUAAAACAUUCCAAAUAACUGCACAGCUCUGAAGCAGCAAUCUAAUCCCUUUCUCACUUUUGAAAGGUAGCUUUUCAGCUUAAUGCAUAUUGCCCUCUCCAUAGAGGAGGGAAAGAAGUAUGAGCCUGCCUUACUGAGAGCCAGACACAGCCAAGGGAAAGACUCCCACUAUGGAAACCCUCAUUGCUCUGUACAAAACACGAGCCAAACCAGAAAGGUGAUUCCAGGAGGAGUCAGCCAAAAAAAGUUUUUAAUGUGCUGUUCAGGUUUUCAGCUUUAAGGUAUCUUAGAACAAGGUGAUUUUUAUUUUAUUUUACUUUUCACCAGAAGUGACCAAACAAAUUAAGACUUCUGUCUGUGAUCAAAUCAUUGCCCCAUCCUUCUCUACCCUCUUCCCAACUACUCACAGAAUGGAUCAUGUGCCCCUGUGGUGGGGUGACCACUUUAAUUGCUCGCCUUCCUCCUUUUUAAAAAGAUAGAAAAGAAAAUUAAGUGUCUGGCACUGAUUUAGCCAUAUGAAACUCAUCUCGUCACCCUAUUCUGGGUCUGAAGCUGCUGUCCCUCAGAGUGCCAUCUCAAGAGUGCUUUGUACUAGUCAGUGCUGGAGAAAUCUUGAAUAUCUAUGUACAAAACUUUUUUGAAAUUUUAUAUUACUUUGAAACUUUGCUUCUUUGGGGUUGGGGUGCACUGGCCACCCCAUCUGGCUGUGAGUUCUCUCUACAGUCUGUCGGCUGGCAGCGUGCUGAUGUUUUAAAAGUCUUUUAUGCACCCAGUUCCCCCUUUUUGGUGAGGUUUCUGUGAAGUGUGUUAGGUGUGCAUCCUGCAGCUUAUUGGCUUAAAAUGUACUCUCCUUUGGUGUGGUCUCUUUCAGGGGCCGAUUGGGAGAAAGAGAAACCAAUAGUGCAACUGUUUUGAUACUGAAAAUUGACAAGUGUCUUUUUGAAAUAAAGAACCAGUCCCUCCAACCUGACCUGCUUGACUUUUACUUUCUAAACCAAAUGUGUUUUCUCCACAGGAGCUAUGAAGUUUGGAUUGAAAAAACUAGACUUUUGUGGGUGGUAACAGCAG